AAAGGAAGUACACUAAAUACGCCCCUCUGUCUCUCUCGGUUUCGUCCCCAAUCAAGCAAGAAUCGCCGUUGAUUUCAGCUCCUUUCGUAUAGGUAUUUGGUCUGUCAGUUUUGCAGUUACAGUGAUCUACUAUUGCAGUUGAAUUGGGGGAGAAGAGAGAGAAGUAGAAAUGCAUUUUGAGCUGGUGGAUAUACAGCCUCGGGAAAUCACAUUCACAUUUGAACCGAGGAAGCAAAGCUCAUGUACCAUCCAUUUAUUCAAUAAGACCGAUAAACAUGUUGCCUUUAAGGUCAAGACCACUAAUCCAAAGAAAUAUUGUGUCCGACCAAACACAGGAGUUAUUAGUUCAAAGUCAUUAUGCGAAUUUAAGAUAACUAUGCAAGCACAGCGGGAACCUCCUCCCGAUAUGGUAUGCAAGGACAAGUUCUUAGUUCAGAGUAAAGUUGUUCCAGAGGAGACAUCUGAUAAAGAUAUUACCUCAGAGACAUUUUCUAAAGACGAUGGCGAAUAUGUCCAAGAGAACAAGCUAAGGGUAAUUCUUGUAGAUCCACCCGACUCACCUGACCUAUCACCAAUAAAUGGAGCACAGAGUCAUCCACCAAAAUGUUUAGAAGAUCUUUCUGGUGGUGAAGAAACCCAAAUUCCACAACAAAAGCCAGCUGAGGAGGAGUUUAAACAGGAAAAUAAAGAGGAUCCAGUGAAAACAAAAGAUGUAGAGAUUGAAACUGCAAAGGAUGUAGAAAAGGUGGAAUUUGUUGAUGAGAUCAAUACAAUGAAGUCAAAGUUGAAUGCACUAGAGCUUAAACUAAGCGAGGCUGAAGCAACCAUUUCAAGGCUGACACAGGAGACGAGGGGGUCUGCUCAAGAGAAAGAAAGCUUACAAAGAGAACUGGCGCGAUUGAGAAGUAGGAAAGGCGUGAGGAAAGUGCAAGUUGGAUUUCCAUUGCUGUAUGUGGUUAUGGUUGCUCUCAUAAGUCUUGCACUUGGAUACAUGUUUCACCGCCAGUAGAAGUAGUUCCCAUAUGUAGCUGGAGUAGCAGCAGCAGAGAAGUUAUAAAUAAAUAUUUUUACAUGGAGUGACUGUAUAUUAAUAUUGAUACUAAUAUUAAUGUGUAAAUACUCUACUAAACCUUAGCACACUGUAUUGCUUAGGGAAAAUUAUUAUUAGGUACAUGAUAGCA
Ipomoea nil (Japanese morning glory) is the source of this 1181-nucleotide messenger RNA. RefSeq names its product vesicle-associated protein 2-2-like. Gene Ontology annotation, biological process: endoplasmic reticulum membrane organization. The transcript is spliced from 9 exons. Bases 170 to 1009 code for a protein of 279 amino acids. NCBI's taxonomy places the organism in Eukaryota, Viridiplantae, Streptophyta, Magnoliopsida, Solanales, Convolvulaceae. Gene Ontology annotation, cellular component: plasma membrane; endoplasmic reticulum membrane. The record is from RefSeq and is a predicted model, not a curated record.